UAUGCCGCUGCUCUAGUUUGUGCAUCGCGGGCGCACCCGGGUGGGUGUACGGGUUUUAGCCAAUGAUGUUGCCUAGCUUACCCAUUCAUCUAUGCAGCCUACAUCUACACAUCUAGCCCUUGGCCCCCCUCUCUCUCUCUCUCUCAGCUCUACUGCCUUUUUCCAAGCCCCAAAACUAUGUCUGUCACUGUCGACCAGUACAGGGAGGAAUGGCCCAAGCAGUUCGAAAAAAUAAAGGCAGAGUUAGAGAAUCACCUGCGAGACGUCGACUACCUCUCAAUCGAGCACGUGGGUAGCACAUCAGUGCCAGGAUUAGCUGCCAAACCCAUUAUCGAUAUUGACGUAAUUGUCUCUCGCGAUAACUUGCAGUCAGCUAUUGAUGCUCUGACAACGAACGGCAAGUUUGACCACCUAGGAGAACUCGGAGUCGUCGACCGCCAUGCCUUCAAAGACCCCAACCAGUCCAUCUCUCACAACAUCUACGUGUGUGUAGACGGCGCAGUCCAAACCCGCAACCACCUCAACCUCCGCGACACUCUCCGCACAAACAGCGAGCUGCGAGACGAGUACGCCCGCGUCAAACUCGAACUCGCCGCUACCUCAACCAACAUCGUCGACUACGUCUACGCCAAAAGCACUGUAAUCCAAAAAAUCCUCUCAGCCUCCCAAGGCUUCACAAAAGACGAACUCGCCUCCAUCGCCCGCCAAAACCUCAAAGGCGAACGCUUCGGCGCAAUUAAAACGCCCCGCUUGCUCCUCCGCGAAUUCGUAACCCAAGACAUAGCAGGUUACUAUGCGCUCGAAUCCAGCGAGGCAAACGCCCGCUACCAAUCCUGGGCCCCGCGAACCCCCCAGCAAGCCCGCGAGCUGGUCCUCCAGAAUAUUCGAAACCACAACGACGUGCCGCGCACCAUCUACGAACUCGCGGUCGAAACCCUCGACACGGCCACUUUCAUCGGGCGCGUCGGCGCAAAAACCUCGCAGGCGAAUUCCGAUAAGUUGCCCGGUGAAUCCAGCAUUAAGCCCGUUACGCACGCGGAUUUGUGGUUUUCUUUCUUACCAGAGUAUCAAGGAAAGGGGUUUGCGACGGAGGCGAUGACGGCGUUUAUCGGGGCGAUUAAGGAGAGGAUUCAGGAUGUAGGGAAAGUGGAGAUGGAGAUUGAAUGUGAUCCGCGGAAUGAGGCGAGUUGGAAGUUGGCGGAGCGGUUGGGGUUUGAGAGGCAUAGCUUGACCAAGGAAAAGGAGAUAAUUAAGGGGGAGUGGGUGGAUAGUUUGGUGAUGAGGAAGGUUGUUGGGGACGCGUGAGUGUUUUUUCUUUAUUUUCUUUCUCUUCCUCUUCCUCUUCCCUUCCUUUCAACCGUUUUUGUUUGGAUUACGUUGGGUGAUUGAUGGAUGAGUGGAUGAAGAGGGAAGAGUGCUGACUUCAAACUUAGGCCUAUAGGACGCAAACACGUGAGGCGGAGCAGCAAAAUG
Messenger RNA from Bipolaris sorokiniana ND90Pr, 1473 nucleotides. RefSeq lists its product as uncharacterized. The transcript has a single exon. Gene Ontology annotation, molecular function: acyltransferase activity, transferring groups other than amino-acyl groups. NCBI's taxonomy places the organism in Eukaryota, Fungi, Ascomycota, Dothideomycetes, Pleosporales, Pleosporaceae. The record is from RefSeq and is a predicted model, not a curated record. The coding region runs from base 178 to 1305 and encodes 375 amino acids.